This is a messenger RNA of Carassius carassius (crucian carp), 2665 nucleotides long. RefSeq lists its product as uncharacterized. The transcript has 3 exons. NCBI's taxonomy places the organism in Eukaryota, Metazoa, Chordata, Actinopteri, Cypriniformes, Cyprinidae. The record is from RefSeq and is a predicted model, not a curated record. The coding region runs from base 500 to 2665 and encodes 721 amino acids.
UGAAUUUCAUCUCUAGUCUACGACCAUGAAAUGGCAUCCCUUCUUUUACUGAUACAUCUCCUUCCACCAUCACCAGGAGGACUGAAGUCUCCAAAAAUCAGUGCAUGUGAUGCUGCUGAAAGACUUGUAAUCUUUCAUAAGUCAUGCUGCAGUUUGGAGGAGCACCUCAACAACAUCCAGCAUCAGCAUCCGUACCUCCUUGCUGUUGGACGCCAGAAAAGCAAGAUUGAGGGCUUCUACAUCAUCUUGGAUAAGCAUCUCAUCCCAUGCCAGGCAAACCGCUCCCUUGGAGCAUUUGAUGAACUUUUCAAGGCACAUUUUGUGUUCAAUUUGUCCUAUGAUAGUGCACUUCUAAACUUUUACACAUUCCUGCAGACAACAGUGUAUAACAUUGAUGUAGGUCAAAUGAAGGAGUCUCCCAGGGUUAGAGAUUUGAGAGCCAGACUGCUCAACCAGACCGUAACCUUAACUUAAAGUCGGGUAGUAUGAUGUUGACAGAAUGCUGAUCUGUUUUAUUUGUCAAAAAGAGCACCCAGACAGUCAACAGUUGAUUUCCCAUUUAAGAGGUGAACAUAGUUAUUAUCCUGGAUCUAAGUUCAAAUUAAUUUGUUCUCAGCAAGGUUGUAGGCAUCAGUUCCAAACAUAUGCAGGUUUUCGUAAGCACCUUAAUAGUGUUCAUAGCAGCAUUCAGCUGAUUGCUCCAACUUCAACUGUUGGAUGUUCCUCAAGUGAGCCAGUUGCAAGCUCAUCUCAUGCUUUGGAGGACCUUAUGAAUCCCCAGCAUUUAUCUCCUUGUUCCAGUGGUUUAUCUGAUAACAAUGAUUCAGGGCUUACUAAAAAUUCAACUAAAGAAUUGUGUGAUUCCAUUGUGGCCAAAAUACAAGCAAGUGGGAUUCCAAACAGUUUGGUGUCCUCAAUUGUGGGAGAUUUAGAGGAGCUAACAGAUGAGCUUAACUCUCAGGCUAAGCAUAACAUACUUUCUGCUUUGCCUACAAAUGACCCCUACAAAACUGUAAUAAAUGAAUCUUUUGAAAAAUUAGAAAACCCAUUCACAAAUCUGAAUACAGAAUGGAAACGUAAUAAAUACUUUAAAGAAAAAUGGGGAGUUGUAGAGCCCAUUGAGAUAACACUAGGUGUGCGGUAUGACAACAAAUUGAAUAAGAAAUCUGGUACUUAUGACCAAGUUCCAGUGAAUGAUACUUUUAUAUAUGUGCCAAUUUUAGAAACGUUGAAAUUCAUGUGCAGAAAUCCAGACAUUUGUGACCUCCUAAGGAAAGAUUGUAGAUCAGAGCCUGACACUUUUACAGAUUUUAGCGAUGGAAGUUAUUUUAAAUCCCACCCUUUAUUUACAACAAAAAGACAUGCAUUACAAAUUCAAAUAUACUAUGAUGAUUUUGAAACCGCUAACCCCCUUGGCUCCAAACGUAGUAUCCACAAAAUUGGCUGCCUUUAUUUUAUUGUAAGAAACUUGCCCCCAAAAUUUAACUCAGUUCUGAUGAACAUUCAUUUGUUAGCACUUUUUCACACACAAGACGUAAGCAAGUACGGUUUUGAUGUUAUACUGGAUCCGUUGAUAAAUGAUAUAAAGAUACUUGAAAGCCAAGGAUUAAGUCUCCCAUUCUCAGAUGAGCAGAUAUACGGCACCAUCGCACAAAUCACUGGUGAUAAUCUAGGAAUGCAUUCAAUUCUUGGUUUUAAUGAGUCAUUUAAUAGCCAUCAUUUCUGUCGCCUUUGUUUAAUUGAAAAGAAUGAUUCUCAAACAGUAUACAGUGAGGAUGAUCCUAAGGUGGUCCUUCGUGCACAAGAAAUCUUUGAAAUACAUUGCAAGUCUCUCCAGGAAAACCCACAAUUGAGGUCACUAUAUGGUUUGAAAAAAAAAUCCAUAAUUAAUACACUGAAAUACUUUCAUGUUAGCAAUAACUACUCAUUUGAUAUAAUGCAUGACCUUCUUGAGGGCGUGGUUCAAUAUGAAAUCAAAUUGCUUUUUGGACAUCUCAAACAAAACUUUAUAUCUGAAGAGGAUUUACUUUCAAGGAUUUAUUCUUUUGAUUAUGGAUUUUUAGAACGAAAAAAUCGUCCCACAAAGGUUAUUUUGGAUAGUGCUGGUAAUAGCAUUGGUUUAAAUUCCAUUCAGACAUUAUGUCUUGUGAAAAAUCUCCCACUUUUGUUUGGAGACAUUGUUCCUCCAGGACACAAACACUGGAGUUUGUUGCUUAUGUUACUUCAAAUAAUGAACAUUGUGUUUUCACCUUGUCUCACUUCAGGUUUGACAGUGUAUUUGAAGCACUUGAUUGCUGACCAUCACAAACUAUUCAAGUACUUGUAUCCUCAUAAAAAUUUGAUUCCUAAACAUCAUUACAUGAUACAUUACCCUUCUUCUAUAAGGAAAAUUGGCCCCUUGUUAUAUAUGUGGUCAAUGAGGUUCGAAGCCAAACAUAAGAUGUUCAAAGAUUUUUUUAAAAAUUUCAAAAACAUAACAAAAUCAUUAGCUAAAAAGCAUCAGAUGGCCAUUGCGUACCAUUGGGAAACAUUCACCCUCAAACAUAAUGAGUUUGGGCCAAUUAAACCAUUUUCCAUAGGGAAUGAGGUCAGCAAUCAAAUGCUUGAAAUCUGUGAACUGGAGGUCAAAGAUUUCUUCAUUGCCCCCUGGGUUUACAUCUUUUGA